Messenger RNA from Spea bombifrons (plains spadefoot toad), 1966 nucleotides. RefSeq names its product glutamate rich WD repeat containing 1 (gene GRWD1). Lineage: Eukaryota; Metazoa; Chordata; Amphibia; Anura; Pelobatidae. The record is from RefSeq and is a predicted model, not a curated record. Gene Ontology annotation, molecular function: protein binding. The coding region runs from base 24 to 1415 and encodes 463 amino acids. The transcript has 7 exons.
AUUACGUCUUUUGCAUUUGCAACAUGGCAGGCACAGGGGAUCCCACAUGGAAAGCGGCAGGAGAGGGUGAAGAUGAAGGCAUGGAGGGCACAGACAGCGAAGAAGGAGACGAGGAUGAUAUUAUGGAAGCGAACGAGGAGGAGGAAACGGAAAAAGGUCCGCAAAGGGUAUAUUUGCCCGGCGUUCAGCCUCUGCAGGAGGGUGAAGAGCUUGUGAUGGAUCAGGACGCCUAUGUUCUGUAUCACCAGGCUCAGACAGGCGCUCCAUGUCUAAGUUUUGAUGUAAUUUCGGAUAACCUCGGAGAAACCCGUUCGGAUUACCCAAUGACUAUGUUUCUUUGUGCUGGGACUCAGGCUGACACCGCUCAAGGCAACAGGAUGUUGGUAAUGAAGAUGCACAAUUUGCAUCGGACAGGCAAAGAGAAGAAAGACGAUUCGGAUUCUGAAAGCAGUGACAGCAGUGAGGAUGAAGAUGAAGAAGAGAAAAAGCCACAGCUGGAGCUGGCGAUGGUUCCUCACUAUGGUGGUGUAAACAGAGUUCGGGUUUCUACAUUCGGUGAAACUCCAGUGGCUGCUCUUUGGUCAGAAAAGGGCCAGGUAGAGAUUUAUGAUCUGCGAAAACAGAUCGCAGCUGUGUCAGACUCACAGACGCUGGCUGCUUUUAUCAAAGAAGAACAAUCCAAGAUCAAGCCGGUGUUUUCUUUCUCGGGUCACAUGACUGAGGGUUUUGCAAUGGAUUGGUCACCAAAGACCCCAGGACAGUUGGUCACUGGAGACUGCAACAAAAACAUUCACUUGUGGAAUCCCAGGGAAGGAGGAACGUGGCACGUUGACCAGAGGCCUUUCACAGGUCAUACGAAGUCUGUUGAAGAUCUGCAGUGGUCUCCCACUGAAGCCACGGUAUUUGCCUCCUGUUCGGUUGAUACCUCUAUUCGUAUUUGGGACACUCGAGCAGCCCCCAAUAAGGCAUGCAUGCUGACGACCAACCAGGCCCACGAUAGUGAUGUGAAUGUUAUCAGCUGGAACCGCCACGAACCGUUUAUUGUCAGCGGAGGAGAUGAUGGUCUUCUUAAGAUCUGGGAUUUGCGACAGUUUCAAAAGGGAGUAAGCGUAGCCAAAUUCAAGCAGCACACGGCCCCCAUCACAUCGGUUGAGUGGCACCCUACGGACAGUGGCGUGUUUGCAGCGGCCGGUGCUGAUGACCAGAUAACACAGUGGGAUCUUGCUGUUGAAAGAGAUCAAGACCAAGAAGGAGAAACGGAUGACCCUACGUUGGCAACUAUUCCUCCUCAGCUACUUUUUGUCCAUCAAGGAGAAAAAGACAUUAAGGAACUGCACUGGCACCCGCAAUGCCCAGGAAUAGUUAUCAGUACGGCAUUGUCUGGCUUCAAUGUUUUCCGUACUAUAAGUGUGUGAGGCUGUGCUGUACGCUUUGUAUUUUGUUGCCAAACAUCAUACUUUGUUGGACUGCUUAAGCUCUGUGUGAGGUCACCUUACUUAAAAUAUAUUAAAUCCUACCCUGCCAGUUUUAUGGUACUGCUUGGCGGUUGUCAUUUUUCUUAAGGCUGUGGAAUUCAAGUGUAAUUUACUCUACUCUACCACAUAUUUGCUGUGUAGAAGAUACAUAUAUGUGUUCCAGCCCUUUUUGUCCUCCAUAGCCAUCUGGCCUUAAGCGUCCUUAAUUAGAAAAGUCUUAUUUGCGAAAAGGCCCUAAAGAAAUCGCUACUGGUCUUUUUGAUCAAUUAUAAAGUUGAUAAAGAAUAUUUUUCUAUUUUAGUGUAGAUAAGUUCAAUACCAUUUUAUCUUUGUGUUGGUGGUUGGAAGGCCCAGGCUAUUGAGGUGUUCCACUGGCUGGGCAAGCCAUAAUUCCUGCACUGAUUGUUACAUCAGCAGUAAAGACUAUUAUGGAAGUAUUUAUAGGCGGUUGGGUAACAUCUAUGUUUUAAAUAAAGGAUUUGUAUAGCAAA